Molecule: messenger RNA, 779 nt
Organism: Nicrophorus vespilloides
Lineage: Eukaryota; Metazoa; Arthropoda; Insecta; Coleoptera; Silphidae
Gene: Pym
Product: partner of Y14 and mago
Exons: 3
Coding region: 93-674 (193 amino acids)
Biological process (GO): exon-exon junction complex disassembly
Cellular component (GO): cytoplasm; exon-exon junction complex
Molecular function (GO): RNA binding
Source: RefSeq, a predicted model, not a curated record
UCCAAUGUUACCAAUGUAAACCGUUCACAUUGUUUUGUUACGCUUCGUAAAUAAUCGGCAAGCGUUGUGCUUUAUUUAUAUAUAAAUUAAUAAUGCAAUCCAAUGAUGCUUUACGAGAUUCAGAUCCAUUGGCGAACGGCGAAUCCUUCAUACCAGCUUCCCAAAGACCUGAUGGCACCUGGAGGAAACCCAGGAGGGUUAAGGAAGGUUAUGUGCCACAGGAGGAGGUACCUUUGUAUGAAAGCAAAGGCAAGAAAUUAAUGAACCGACAUGUGGCACCAGCAGAGCCUAUGAAGGUUGCAGGUUUUACUGCACAUAAAACCAUCCCUGGUUUGUUCAUUGAGGAUAAACCAGCUGUGAAGACACCAAAACCCAAGAAGACUAAAGCAAAAAAAGUUGAUGUGGUCACCAGUCUUGUAAGUGAAUUAAAAAUCACUGAACAGCCAAAAAAGCAAGUGACAGUGAGCAGUCCAGCAGUAACAGUAGCUGUUUCUGAAUCAUCGGAUCCUGUGAAGAAAGUGAAAAAUCUCAAAAAAAGGCUUCGAGAAGUUGAGAGUCUAGAGGAGAAAAUUAACAGUGGUGCAAUUGCCAAACCUGAAAAGGAACAAUUGGACAAAAUAAAACGUAAAAAUGACUUAAUCAUGCAGAUAUAUCAACUAGAGAAAGAAAUUUAAUAAUACAGUGUUUUCCUUAUUUCUCCUGUAAAUAACUUCUUUUUUUUAAGUAAUUGCCAUUCAUUGAAUACAAACAAUAAAAUAUAUAAAUAUGCAUGUACAAUA